AUGAGUUCACGGUCGCGGCUCCUUUACAUCGCGCCACGAUCGCCGGUCCCGGGGAUCGUUUCACUGAGCCACGAGCGGUGGGGGCACAUGCACUGCGCGUCCGGGCACCGGUCGCGGCGCGGGACGAGCGCUCGCACGGGCCAGCGCCGACACACGACAACCCCCGUCGCAAUGGCGAAGCGGCCGGGCACGCGCGCGCGCCCUGCGCCGCAGCCCCCCGAGCCCGCCCGAGCACGCCCGAGCUCGCCCGAGCGAGGUGAACAAACCCGCCACGCUUCUCCCUCUAACACAGUGACGAGGUUAAAAAGGAUUUUAGACUUUCACAGGGCAUUUCACGGUUCGAUCGUCCGCGACGCGGAGCUUUCGGAGCCUAGACCGCGCCGCGGUCGCGGUGCUGUCGAACCCGACCUCGGGAGG
Molecule: messenger RNA, 417 nt
Organism: Iphiclides podalirius (scarce swallowtail)
Lineage: Eukaryota; Metazoa; Arthropoda; Insecta; Lepidoptera; Papilionidae
Source: the annotation of a GenBank genome assembly